Molecule: messenger RNA, 1212 nt
Organism: Gekko japonicus
Lineage: Eukaryota; Metazoa; Chordata; Lepidosauria; Squamata; Gekkonidae
Product: olfactory receptor 5B12-like
Exons: 3
Coding region: 1-1212 (403 amino acids)
Biological process (GO): G protein-coupled receptor signaling pathway
Cellular component (GO): membrane
Molecular function (GO): olfactory receptor activity; G protein-coupled receptor activity
Source: RefSeq, a predicted model, not a curated record
AUGUACUGCAUCAUCACCCCAAUGCUGAACCCCCUCAUCUACAGCCUCCGGAACAAAGAGGUCAAAGGUGCUCUGAAGAAGGUUCUGGAAAGUCAGAGGAAGGUCUACAUGGGGUCAUGGAGACAGAGAAUCCCCCAGGACCCCAGGGCAAGAAAAGAAUUCUCAUCUCCAGGUGCUGUCAGCCUUGUACACCUCUGGCUGCAGAGAGACCUGCCCCACGGCAUCGGCAACGUCAAGGUGAGUUCUGAAAUCUCAAUGGGAGUGAGGAAUCAGACGCAAGUAGUGGAAUUUGUCUUCCUGGGUUUCUCUAACAUUCCGAACAGCCACAUCUACCUCUUCCUGCCGUUCCUAGCCAUUUACUUGGUCACUGUUCUGGGGAACCUCAUGAUAUUUACUCUGAUUCAACUGGAUUCCAGCCUCCAGAGCCCCAUGUACUACUUCCUCAGCCAUCUCGCCUGCCUAGACAUCUGCAUCUCCUCCGUCACAGUCCCCAAGAUCCUGGUGAACUUCUUGUACCAGCGACAGACUAUCACCUACAACCAGUGCCUGGCCCAGAUGUUUUUCCUGCUCUCUUUCACGGGGACAGAGGAUACGUUGCUGGCAGUCAUGGCCUAUGACCGUUAUGCUGCCAUCUGCAAGCCUUUGCAUUACUCCCGCCUCAUGAACACCAAGGUGUGCGCCACAUUAGCCUUUUCUACCUGGAUCUGGGGCUUCCUAAACGCUGCUCCCCAUACAGCUCUCAGCUCCAGGUUGCAGUUUUGCGGAGUCAACCAGAUUCAUCACAUUUUCUGCGAUAUCCCUCCGCUGAUGAAAAUUUCUUGCAAUGAUGUGCAUAUCAAUGUACUGGCAGCCCACAUAGCAAGCGUAUUUGUGGGCAUGCCCCCCUUCCUGUUCACUAUCCUCUCAUACAACUUCAUCCUUUCCUCCAUCUUGAAGAUCCGUUCCACCACUGGCAAAUGCAAAGCUUUUUCCACCUGUGCUUCUCACCUCACCGUUUUCAUCAUUUACUUUGGAAACGGAUUCCUUAACUAUAAUCAUCCAGGCACGGGUUAUUCCUUAGAGACUGACACUCUGGUCUCCACCAUGUACUGCAUUAUCACCCCAAUGCUGAACCCCCUCAUCUACAGCCUCCGGAACAAAGAGGUGAAGAGUGCUCUGAAGAAGGUUCUGGAAAGUCAGAGGAAGGUCUACAAAGGGUCUCACAAACAGUAA